AAUGCGGCUACUUCCGAGAUAGAUCAGUUUCAAUCAGAGCUUCUCUCAUGGGUUCUAAAUCGUUUAUUCAUAUCUUUUUCACUAGGUCACCUUUGUAGUUACCCAUUUCAAUGAUCCAAGAAUAUCAAGUGCAGAUCUUAGGGAUCUUCUUCUUCAGUCUAUAUCUGUCCUGGUGCAGUACAGGGAAUAUUUAGCUACCUUUGAGAGCAAUGAGGCAGCCAUCCAAAGGAUGCCGAAAGCUUUAUUAUCAGCAUUUGAUAACAGAUCCUGGACAACAGUCACGAACAUACUCUUACGAUUAUGCAAGGGUUCUGGUUUUAGUUUUUCAAAGAAUGGAGAAUCAUCUUCAUCAUCAGUUCUUUUUCAAAGGUUGCUAAGGGAAGCUUGCAUAAGUGAGGAAGGAUUGUUUUCGUCUUUUCUAAACCGACUGUUCAAUACACUAAGCUGGACCAUGACUGAAUUUUCAGUUUCAGUUCGAGAAAUGCAAGAAAAGUACCAGGUAAUAGAGUUUCAGCAAAGGAAAUGUUGUGUCAUAUUUGAUCAUUCAUGUAAUCUUGCAAGGAUUCUGGAGUUCUGCACUCGUGAGAUUCCUCAAGCAUUCCUGUCUGGACCAGACACUAACUUACGAAGGUUAACCGAGUUGGUUGUAUUUAUCCUAAAUCAUAUUACUUCUGCUGCCGAUGCUGAAUUCUUUGACUUGUCCGUUAGACGUCAUAGUCAAUCUCCAGAAAAAAUAAACCGAGGCAUGAUAUUGGCCCCUUUAGUAGGGAUCAUCUUAAAUUUAUUGGAUGCUACAAAUUCUGAAGAAUAUCGAGAAAACAAUGAUCUUUUAGAUGUUUUCGCAAGCAUGGACUGUCCAGAUACUGUUCAGUAUGGAUUCCAAUAUCUUCUGGAUUAUAACUGGGAUGGAUCCUUUCGAGGGGAAGCUUAUGUAGCAAAAUAUGAGCAGCUAGAGAAUUUUCUUAGUCUCCUUACUUGCCGCACCGUAUUACCACAUGAUAAAGUGGAUAGUGUGGGAGAUACAGAUGUUGAUGAUAGGUUGUGCUGCAUAUGUUAUGCAUGUGAAGCAGAUGCUCAAAUUGCACCUUGUUCACACGAGUCUUGUUAUGGCUGUAUAACCAGGCACCUUUUGAACUGCCAAAGAUGUUUCUUUUGCAACGGAACAGUGACAAGUAUUAUCAAAUUUGCUUAGAAAAUGGGUUAGGGAGCUUCUUUUUUGGUUGCUUGGUUCCUGGUGGGAGUCAGCCAGUCAGUAAGUCAUUAUUUGCUUAUUUUGUGAAUUACAUAUAUACAGAAAUGGCUAGUAACUGUAAAGGAAAACAGAAAAGGAAAAAAGGGAGAAGAAAAAUAGAGGGAGCAGGGUGUAAUCGGGUAGGAGUUAAUAGUGUUCUUGAUGAUGGUGUCGCCACAGGCGAAUUAAGAAUUUUGUAGGCUGUUAGAGGGUAUUAUGUUGUAAAUAUGCGAUGUAAAUGAUAGGCAGAUCAUGAUGUUAAACUUUAGUAAAGCAAAAUGGUUAGAUGCAUGGAGAUUAAUUUAUAAAAA
This is a messenger RNA of Vigna umbellata (rice bean), 1542 nucleotides long. The record is from RefSeq and is a predicted model, not a curated record. NCBI's taxonomy places the organism in Eukaryota, Viridiplantae, Streptophyta, Magnoliopsida, Fabales, Fabaceae.